Messenger RNA from Phlebotomus argentipes, 2011 nucleotides. It is a transcript of the gene AIF, whose product is annotated as apoptosis-inducing factor 1, mitochondrial. The transcript is spliced from 4 exons. Gene Ontology annotation, molecular function: protein dimerization activity; FAD binding; NAD(P)H oxidase H2O2-forming activity. Gene Ontology annotation, cellular component: cytoplasm; mitochondrion. The coding region runs from base 112 to 1956 and encodes 614 amino acids. NCBI's taxonomy places the organism in Eukaryota, Metazoa, Arthropoda, Insecta, Diptera, Psychodidae. The record is from RefSeq and is a predicted model, not a curated record. Gene Ontology annotation, biological process: apoptotic process; mitochondrial respiratory chain complex assembly.
GGCACUCGUGUGCUUUCUGACAUUCUCACCGCCGCGAUUUGAGGUUAGCCGCUGAGUUUUAUUUUGCCCCUUUUUAUUUGUUUAGCAAAAUAGCCGAAAACAGAGGAUAAAAUGCCCAAUUUAGUGAAAUUCGGCGUAAGAACGUGUUACUCCCUGCCAUGGAGGAGUCUCCCAGCGGUGACUACACUCACCAGAACACAAAUUUCCAGGCGGUUUUUCUCGAAGCACGUGCGAAAUGAUACGAAACCUUUAUUUGAGGGAACGAAGACUCUGUAUGCGGAGAAAAGAUCGAUUUCACUCUCCGCGCAGGAUUGCAAGGAGUCUCAGGAGAAACCCACUCAGGAAGCACAGCAACAGGUGUCAUCGGGCGGCGAGAAGCCGCCCCCGGAGUCUCAGGACAGCAGCAAUCGUCUCUAUUGGCUGCUCCUUGCCGUCAUUCUGCUGGCCGGCGGAGCUGCUGUUCUGCAGAACUACAGCGUCUUCGACUCCAAGGUCCCGGACAAGCAGUCCGAGGAUGAGGAGGCGAAGAAACGGCGGCGAGUGCCAGCCACGGCGGGUGAGAUCCCCAAGGAGGUGCCGUAUCUCCUGAUUGGCGGCGGAACUGCCGCUUUCGCCGCUUUUCGUGCCAUAAAAUCUCACGAGCCCAAGGCGAAGAUCAUGCUGAUCACGGAUGAGCUCGAGAUGCCCUACAUGAGACCGCCUCUGUCCAAGGAGAUCUGGCAGAACAGCGACGCGACCGGCAAGCUCUCCUUCAAGCAGUGGAACGGCGUGGAGCGCAGCGUCUUCUACGAGCCCGAUGAGUUCUAUCUCAAUCCCAAGGACUUGCCGGACACCGCCAACGGCGGCGUGGCCGUGGUGCGCGGCUACACAGUCGACAGACUGGAUGUGGUGCAGAGCACGGCCGUUCUGAGCGACGGCACUGAGAUCAAGUACGGCAAGGUUCUCCUGGCGCCCGGCUCGAUUCCCAAGAGCCUGGGCGUCUUCUCCAGCGCUCCGCUGGCCGUGCAGGCCAGGGUGUCGACCUUCAAGACCAUCGCGGACUACCAGCAUCUGCUGAAGGUGCUGGACAAGGCCAAGUCCAUCGCAAUUGUCGGCGGCGGCUUCCUCGGCAGCGAAUUGGCGUGCUCUCUGGCCAAGUACAACGGCGCCAAGAGCCCGCAGAUCUUCCAGAUCUUCCACGAGCGCGGCAACAUGGGCAGAGUUCUGCCUGAGUAUCUCAGCAAGUGGACGACGGAGCGCGUCCGCGAGGAGGGCGUCACGGUGUUCAGCGGGAAUCAAGUCGUGAGCGCUGAGAUGAGUGGCAAGCAGGUGAAGCUGAAUCUGAUCGAUGGGAAAGUCGUGCUCGUGGAUCAUGUGAUCGUGGCGGCGGGAUCGGAGCCCAACACGAAGCUGGCGGACAAGUCAAAGCUGGAGUUGCACCCGGAAAUGGGAGGAUACAUCGUGAAUUCCGAGCUGCAGGCCAGGAGUAAUGUUUAUGUGGCUGGCGAUGUGGCGAAUUUCUACGAUCAGCGGCUGGGGCGCCGCCGCGUGGAGCAUCACGAUCACGCGGUGGUUAGCGGACGACUGGCUGGCGAGAACAUGGUGGGCCUGAAGAAGCCUUACACGCAUCAGAGCAUGUUCUGGUCGGAUUUGGGCGCCAAUUUGGGCUACGAGGCGAUCGGAUUGGUGGACUCUGGCCUGGAGACUGUGGGCGUGUUCGCGCGGAGCGAUCAGGAGAGUGCCACGAAGGUGGUUGAGAACGCGCAAAGUGAUCCCGGUGAGGAUUACAAGAGAGGCGUGAUCUUCUACGUGAAGGAGAAGCGCAUUGUGGGCGUUCUUCUGUGGAAUCUCUUCAAUCGCAUCAACAUCGCCAGGAAAGUGAUCAAUGAGGAUGUGGACACGAGCGAUUGGAACGAAGUGGCGAAGCUCUUUCACAUCUAUGGCCAGGAGGAGGAGUCAAAGGAGGCGUCAGAGUGAAGAGGAAUUGUUUUAUAUGUCACAGUAAGGAAUAAAUUUCUGCAUUUACAGUUCA